Herpailurus yagouaroundi (jaguarundi) is the source of this 1697-nucleotide messenger RNA. It is a transcript of the gene PPP1R3B, whose product is annotated as protein phosphatase 1 regulatory subunit 3B. Gene Ontology annotation, cellular component: protein phosphatase type 1 complex. NCBI's taxonomy places the organism in Eukaryota, Metazoa, Chordata, Mammalia, Carnivora, Felidae. The record is from RefSeq and is a predicted model, not a curated record. Gene Ontology annotation, molecular function: protein phosphatase 1 binding; glycogen binding; protein phosphatase regulator activity. The transcript is spliced from 2 exons. Gene Ontology annotation, biological process: regulation of glycogen biosynthetic process; regulation of glycogen catabolic process. The coding region runs from base 296 to 1153 and encodes 285 amino acids.
GGGGGAGAGUCUGCCGCGCGGGGACGCUCUCGCGGCGCCGCUCCGACCGGGAUUGCCCCGCCGCCCCGCCCUGGUGUGAUAACUUGGGCUCCUCCCCCUCGUCGUCCUCCUCCCCCUAGGGGUCAUAUCUCCGGGAACGGAGCGCAAGCCCUGCCUCCCGGACACACGACGCUCACGUAGUCCGGUGGUGGCAGCCUCUCCUGCCACCUCCCUGCAGACUCUCCGAUGCAGCGAACCAGCUGGGGAGGGGGCUUCCCCACGGUCCAAAAGGGUUCUAGCCUGUUCCUCUAACCCAAUGAUGGCUGUGGACAUAGAGUGCAGGUACAGCUGCAUGGCCCCUUCCUUGCGCAGAGAGAGGUUCGCCUUCAAGGCUUCGCCAAAGCCAAGCAAACCACUGAGGCCUUGCAUUCAGCUGAGCAGCAAGGAUGAAGCCGGCGGAAUGGUGGCCCCCACCGUGCAGGAGAAGAAGGUGAAAAAGCGGGUGUCCUUCGCAGACAACCAAGGGCUGGCCCUGACAAUGGUCAAAGUGUUCUCGGAAUUCGAUGACCCGUUAGAUAUUCCGUUUAACAUCACUGAGCUCCUAGACAACAUUGUGAGUCUGACGACAGCAGAGAGCGAGAGCUUUGUUCUGGAUUUUUCACAGCCUUCCGCAGAUUACUUAGACUUUAGAAAUCGGCUUCAGACCGACCACGUAUGCCUUGAAAACUGUGUGCUGAAAGACAGAGCGAUUGCUGGCACAGUGAAAGUGCAGAACCUGGCGUUUGAGAAGACGGUGAAAAUACGGAUGACAUUUGACACUUGGAAAAGCUUCACAGACUUUCCCUGUUGGUAUGUGAAGGACACUUACGCUGGUUCAGACAGGGACACGUUCUCCUUUGACAUUAGCUUACCUGAGAAAGUUCAGUCUUACGAGAGAAUAGAGUUUGCUGUGUGCUUUGAGUGCCGCGGACAGACUUACUGGGACAGCAACAAAGGCAAAAACUAUAGGAUCAUCCGGGCUGAACUGAAAUCCUCUCAGGGAACAGCCGAGCCACAGAACGGACCAGAUUUUGGAAUAUCCUUUGACCAGUUUGGAAGCCCUCGGUGUUCCUACGGUCUGUUUCCAGAGUGGCCUAGUUAUUUAGGAUACGAAAAGCUAGGGCCCUACUACUAGUGACUGUGCGUGACGGAGCGCGGCUGAGUGGGUCCUGGGAAGUCUAGCUGCAGUCACAGGCAGGCGGAGACGGAGCCAGAGAGCAGCUGAACUGCCAUUAGGCACAGUUUUUGAAAAUGAAAGGAUCCUACUCACUUUUUUCUGAAGCCAGCAAAACCCAGCCAGGGUUAGAUCUCACGACUGGUUUCGCACGCCAGGGUAGAUGCAGGGUGCUGGUCUGCUCGGCACCUGCGGCGGCCUCGGCCUCGAGGGUCGGAGCAGGAGACCAGUGUGGGAAGGGCCUGGGCGGGAACCAGCCUUUCGGGCAGUGCUGGAGAAGCUGGAGGGCAGUGGCUUCGAAAUGAUGCAACCAGGAGCGUGAUCCGGCUGCCUGGAGGGGCCGCGCCUCCCUCCCCGUGAUGUGGAAAAUCAGUCACCUGAAAGUCACUCCGUGCUCAGUCACCUCCCAUUGGACCCUUGCGGCUCAUCUUUGCGCGCUGUCUGCCCAGCCGGGUCGCCCCCCCACCCCCCACCCCUUGCUGCUGCUGUUCCGGGUCUCCAUGUA